Messenger RNA from Chanos chanos (milkfish), 1050 nucleotides. RefSeq names its product green-sensitive opsin-3. The transcript is spliced from 5 exons. NCBI's taxonomy places the organism in Eukaryota, Metazoa, Chordata, Actinopteri, Gonorynchiformes, Chanidae. The record is from RefSeq and is a predicted model, not a curated record. Gene Ontology annotation, molecular function: G protein-coupled receptor activity. Gene Ontology annotation, biological process: visual perception; G protein-coupled receptor signaling pathway; phototransduction. The coding region runs from base 1 to 1050 and encodes 349 amino acids. Gene Ontology annotation, cellular component: membrane.
AUGAACGGAUUUGAAGGGGAAAACUUUUAUAUUCCGAUGAACAACCGCACAGGGCUAGUCAGGGACCCUUUCGUUUACCCACAGUACUACUUAGCAGACCCAUGGCAGUUCAAGUUCCUUGCCUUCUACAUGUUUAUGCUAAUCUGCUUUGGCUUCCCCAUCAAUGGACUAACCCUGCUGGUCACUAUGCAGCACAAAAAGCUACGACAGCCACUCAACUUCAUCCUGGUCAACCUGGCAGUGGCCGGUAUGAUCAUGGUCCUCUUUGGUUUCACCAUCACCAUCACCUCAGCCGUCAACGGCUAUUUCUACUUUGGGCCCGUGGGCUGUGCAAUCGAAGGGUUCAUGGCAACCCUUGGAGGAGAGGUUGCUCUCUGGUCACUGGUUGUGCUUGCCAUUGAGAGAUACAUAGUGGUCUGUAAGCCAAUGGGCAGUUUCAAAUUCUCAUCGGGCCACGCCCUUGGAGGCAUUGCCCUCACCUGGAUCAUGGCAGCCAGCUGUGCGGUGCCCCCACUGGUAGGGUGGUCCAGGUAUAUUCCUGAAGGGAUGCAGUGCUCCUGUGGACCAGAUUACUACACUCUGAACCCUAAAUACAACAACGAAUCAUAUGUCAUCUACAUGUUCGUGGUUCACUUCAUCAUUCCUGUCACCGUCAUCUUUUUCACUUAUGGGCGGCUCGUGUGCACAGUCAAAGCAGCGGCAGCUGCUCAGCAGGACUCAGCAUCCACCCAGAAAGCUGAGAAGGAAGUGACACGGAUGGUUGUCCUGAUGGUGGUGGGCUUCCUGGUGGCCUGGACUCCCUAUGCUAGUGUCGCCGCCUGGAUCUUCUUCAACAAAGGAGCUGCUUUCACUGCCCAGUUCAUGGCCAUUCCUGCCUUCUUCUCUAAAAGCUCAGCUUUGUUCAACCCAAUCAUCUACGUGCUCCUCAACAAACAGUUCCGUAACUGCAUGCUUACCACUCUCUUCUGUGGCAAAAACCCAAUGGGUGAUGAUGAAUCCUCCACAGUGUCCACAAGCAAGACAGAAGUAUCUUCAGUGUCACCAGCAUAG